Penicillium cosmopolitanum is the source of this 339-nucleotide messenger RNA. RefSeq lists its product as uncharacterized. The coding region runs from base 1 to 339 and encodes 112 amino acids. The transcript has a single exon. Lineage: Eukaryota; Fungi; Ascomycota; Eurotiomycetes; Eurotiales; Aspergillaceae. The record is from RefSeq and is a predicted model, not a curated record.
AUGUCUUGGCAUCUUGACAACACGAACCCUUUGAGCGCCCAUGAACAAAAUCGAGGAACCUUCGAGGAGCCAAGCAACAGAAGGGCCCAAAACAUCAAUGGCAUAUCCGACUCGGAAUGUGCAGCGUUGGGCCUUUUGUUCGAGGACCCGAGGCCCUUCACCUCCGCCUACUGGCAGACCUUCGACUUUCUCUGUCGAUACUGGCCACCCGUUACUACUACUUCUAGCUCGAGCAACACACCUCAAAACUUUCAAACAGAUCUUGGAGAAAAGUCUUCAGUCAAUCGCCAAGCAUUCAAUAGUCGUGGCGAUCAUCAAAAAAAGAACAAGGAUAGGUAA